CAGUCACUCCACUGCCCCAUCCAAAGGGGGAGUAAUCCAAUAAAUAGGAGGACAAAAAUCACUCCUCCAUCUCUCUUUCAGGAAGGCAGCCCGGCAAGACGCAAAGCACCGCACAUCCCUACACAGCACAGGCAUUGUUUACAUCCAAGAUGGUGGAGCGUUAUGACUGCCACUACUGCAAGGAGUCUCUGUUAGGGAAGAUGUAUGUUCUGCGUGAUGAAAAUCCUUACUGCGUGAAGUGCUACGAGAGCCUCUACUCCAACACUUGUGACGAAUGCAAGAACCCCAUUGGCUGCAAUAGCAGAGAUUUGUCUUAUAAGGACCGCCACUGGCAUGAUGACUGCUUCCACUGCUUUAAAUGUCACCGUUCUCUGGUGGACAAGCCGUUCUCCACCAAGGACGAGCAGCUACUGUGUACUGAGUGUUACUCUAAUGAGUAUUCCUCUAAAUGCUAUGAAUGCAAGAAGACAAUCAUGCCAGGCUCCAGGAAGAUGGAGCAUAAGGGGAACAGCUGGCACGAGACCUGCUUUACCUGCCAGCGCUGCCAGCAACCCAUUGGCACCAAGAGCUUCAUUCCAAAGGACAACAGUAACUACUGCGUGCCAUGCUAUGAGAAGCAAUAUGCACUGCAGUGUGUGCACUGCAAGAAGCCAAUCACCACUGGGGGAGUGACCUACCAUGAGCAGCCAUGGCACAAGGACUGCUUCCUGUGCACCGGCUGUAAGCAGCAGCUGUCUGGCCAGCGCUUCACCUCUCGUGAUGACUUCCCCUACUGUCUGAACUGCUUCUGCAACCUGUAUGCCAAGAAGUGUGCCGCCUGCACCACCCCUAUUAGCGGUCUAGGAGGGAGCAAAUAUAUCUCCUUUGAAGAGAGACAAUGGCACAACGACUGUUUCAACUGCAAGAAGUGCUCUGUGUCCCUGGUGGGCCGUGGCUUUCUGACCGAGAGAGAUGACAUCCUGUGCCCUGACUGUGGCAAAGACAUCUGAUCAGAUUGCAUUGCCUAAUAUCUGACUCUUUAUCAAAGUUAUAGCUAAUAUAUUUGUCUAAUAUAUAUACAUUUUAGUUUAUGAGGAGCCUGUGCAUGCCACUUACCACAAUGCUGUGAUAACAUGUUCUUGCGGUCAGGGGUUAAAAUCGAGUACAACAAAAGCAACAUACUGUAUGCAGAGUGGAAAAGUCAUCUUUUUUAGAGGUAGUACUAAGUGUGAAUGUUACAUUUGAAAGAUUAUGUUAUUGCCUAUUUGCAAGUUUAUUUUUCAAUUAUUGCAACUAACAAGCUUUUGACUUAUCAAUAUUCUUCAUUUUUAGACUGUGAAGAAUGUACUUGCUGCAGCUGAUAAUAAACGAAUUGAAA
Messenger RNA from Xyrauchen texanus (razorback sucker), 1357 nucleotides. RefSeq names its product four and a half LIM domains 2b (gene fhl2b). Gene Ontology annotation, molecular function: transcription coregulator activity. Gene Ontology annotation, cellular component: nucleus; Z disc. The record is from RefSeq and is a predicted model, not a curated record. Lineage: Eukaryota; Metazoa; Chordata; Actinopteri; Cypriniformes; Catostomidae. The transcript is spliced from 6 exons. Bases 150 to 989 code for a protein of 279 amino acids.